AUGGAAAUCUCAGAUUCUUCCCGUCCUCCGGAUCCUGCUCAGCUUGCAUUUGAAUCUGGCCGAACACGACGGUUGAUCAUUGCAUCCUACUGGAUCACCAUUCUCCUUGCUCUACCUCUCUGGUGGACAACCACAAGCAUUGAACGAAAAUCACUACCUGCGGCUCGUGUAUUCGCUCAGCAACACCGAGAGCUGAUUUUCCCCAUCCAUGUGCACCUGAAUUCUUCAGAUAGCUCUAUUCACACCGCUACUCUAGCGCAAGAAGUGCAAAACUACCUAGACACUAAUGCAGAGCUGCAGCAUGGAAGCGGGCUGCAUAUUACGAUCUCGCCCAACGAAACAACCUCUGAUGGGUAUCAGGUGCUCCUGGAAAGAGGGGAACAAGAGCCGAUGCUAGAGAAGCGGAGCCUGCAUUUAGCCGUUCAUCCAGAGGUCCAUGACAGUUCAUCCCAGAUGCUAGCCAUGGAAGUUGCUGAUACUCUGGCAACGUUGAUAUCUCCGUACACCACAUUACGGAGCCCGCAUGCUGAACGCGUCGUCAGCUACGCGCCUCGUUAUCGCCUGGCGUUCACUCUCCUCAACGAAGAUGCAGCUUCUGACAAUGCUGCAUUGUCUUGGGAUGUGCGGGAAUCACUAUCCAGGCAUAUUCAGCCGGUCCUCGAUCGACUGUCGAUGCUGCAUAACUUCACGAUAGAGAGUCAAGUGCAGUUUCAUGCCCCAUUAGCAUUCCAGCCUCGCACCAUACAUCACAAUGGACAGAUAGCCUACGGUCUGACUCAGGAAGAUCUGACCGUGUUCAUUAACUCGGCUGAAUGGACUCUUUCCUCGAGCGUUUCGAAUGACCCUGUUCUACACUUCAUCAUGUUCGUUCCGUCAUCGCGUCAUAGUCCUCUGUAUAUUCUCGGUGACAACGCUGUAGCCAGCAGCUUACACCUUGUAGGCUCUCCCUUGUCUUCCAAUGCCUUCAUCCUGCCGCAAUGGGGCGGCAUAGUGCUCUUCAACCCACCUUCCACGAACACCACCCUGCACCUACCAGCGUCCGCACUAAAUGCAAUAUUCGCCACCUUUCAUCGCCAGCUCAAGAUAUUGCUUGGCGUUCCUGCGCUCCCUGCAUAUAUGCGUCCCCGUUUUCUUGGCUCUGCAGGAAUCACAGAUUGGCAGCUAGAUACAUUAACCCGGAGGCGAGCUGCUGAGAAUGCCAUCGUCGCUCAGGGAACGCUGGAGAGUACUGUCCGGCUCGUAUCUCAAAUCGGGAAUAUGCCUGUUGGGCAAGACGUGAAAGGCGACGUACAGGAGGCACUAACAGCGCUCGAAAAGGCUCAUGAAAUUACGUCCUCUUCCUCUGCAUCGUCACUUCAAUUUGCCGGCAAGGCCUCCGCACUUGCUUCACGGGCAUUUUUCAAUCCGGGAAUGCUGGCGCUGCUGUAUUUUCCUGCAGAGCACAAGUUCGCCGUUUACACACCGCUAUUUGCAUCUAUAGCUGCCCCGCUUGUUGCCGCUGUCAUCAGGGAGCUUUUAACAUGGAGAAAGGCGAGAAGAUUGUCGAUUAAGGAGAAAACUGGAGCGAACGUUGAAAGACCGAAGGCCGAAUAG
This is a messenger RNA of Laetiporus sulphureus 93-53, 1593 nucleotides long. RefSeq lists its product as uncharacterized. The transcript has 8 exons. Gene Ontology annotation, cellular component: GPI-anchor transamidase complex. The coding region runs from base 1 to 1593 and encodes 530 amino acids. NCBI's taxonomy places the organism in Eukaryota, Fungi, Basidiomycota, Agaricomycetes, Polyporales, Laetiporaceae. Gene Ontology annotation, biological process: attachment of GPI anchor to protein. The record is from RefSeq and is a predicted model, not a curated record.